Messenger RNA from Actinia tenebrosa (Australian red waratah sea anemone), 2643 nucleotides. Its product is annotated as kelch-like protein 12. Lineage: Eukaryota; Metazoa; Cnidaria; Anthozoa; Actiniaria; Actiniidae. Gene Ontology annotation, molecular function: protein binding. The record is from RefSeq and is a predicted model, not a curated record.
UUUCGCUUUUAUCGAUUUUGAAAUCACGAAUAUUAUGAAUCUCGGUAAUUUUCAAAUUGUUUAAACUAUAGAAUUUUUAGCUUAUAGAUUUGAAGAUCUGAAGAUGGAUUUUGGGAAACCUUUUUAGCGAUAAUAGAAAUUGUUUUUAAUAGGAAAAUUUUUAAAACGUGGCAAUGGAGUCAGAGGGUUCGGAGAAAGAUGUUGUCCCAGUAGACGAUGCUUAUCGAAGGAAAUUAUAUAAAAGUAUGAAUCGCUUUCGAAAGGAGAAGAUUUUAUGUGACACAGUUCUAAUCGUCGAAGGCCAGAAGUUCCACGCUCACAGGAAUAUUCUAGCAGCGAGCAGUCCGUACUUUCUUGGUUUAUUUACAAGUGAAUUGAAUGGAGUGAAUCUGGAUGACGUUAUACAAGUGGUUGAGCUGGAAGGAUUCGGUGAAGUCAUCAUGGACGACUUGCUGAAUUACAUUUACACCGGCGAAGCAGGACUAAACGAAGAAAAUGUUCGUGAGCUGGUUUUUGCUGCUGAUUUUCUUCUCAUAAAUGACCUUAAGACAAAAGGAAGUGAAUUCAUGGAAGCUAAUCUCACUCCAGAAAACUGUCUGUCUGUCCGAGCAUUUGCAGAGAGGUACAACUGCAAAAAGCUGUUGAUAAAAGCCGAGAAUUUUAUCAUCGAGAAAUUCAUCGAGGUCUCGAAGUCGGAGGAAUUUUUACUCCUAGAAGCUGACCAGCUCGAGCGGUUGAUAUCGUGUGAUGAUAUAAUGGUCGAGAGCGAGGAAGAGGUCUAUGAAGGAGUCGUCUCGUGGGUCAAGCAAAAUAUCGGUCAUCGUAGGCCAUUUUUCCCAAGUCUGUUCAGCCGACUUCGAUUAUCGUGCAUUUCAAAAUACUAUUUAGCAGAAGUAUUAGAAAAAGAAGAGCUCGUAAUGAAUAGUUCAGAAUGUGUGAAGCUUCUUUACCAAGCCAUGAAAUCCUAUGUCCUACCUAAGCAAAUGAGCGAACUAAGCAUAGUCACCAAGCCCCGGACGAGUAUAACUAAAUACGUCGAUGCCAUUGUGACCAUCUGGGGACCUGGUGACGAGUUAAGAUCCUCAACCCAGUGCUUCAUACCGAGUGAUAAUCGUUGGUAUAGUCUGGCACCCAUGUUGAUACCUCGCUUCAGCCACGGUGCAGUACACUGCGAAGGAUUUAUCUAUACAGUAGGAGGGGUCUCUCUUAAUGGACAUCUGUCAAGUAUGGAGAGGUAUGAUUACAGGACUAACACGUGGUCGGGCGUGGCACCGAUGAAUAAGGAAGUGUCGGCUCUCGGGGUGGCUGAGUUGAAUGGUUUGUUGUAUACUGUUGGAGGGUGGAACAGAGGAAAACCUCUAAGCAGUGUUUCAAGGUACAAUCCUCAGACAAACCAAUGGCAGGAAGUGGCCCCUCUCACCACAAGCCGCGGGGGACCCUGUGUCAUCGCUAACAAACACCUCUACGCAAUUGGCGGGAAAACUGAACACCAUAGUGACCGCGACGUUUGUGUGUAUCUAAGCACCGUAGAAAAAUACGACCCGCGGAAAGACAAGUGGACAGAAGUCCCGCCAUUACAGACGCGGCGCGCGUACGCCGGAGGACUGGCGGUAAAUAGAAACCUCUUCGUGAUUGGUGGAACUCAGGACGAUCUCCUGUCGUCACACAACAGCUGUGAAGUCUUCGAUAUCGACACUCAAACAUGGAGCUUCAUUGGGAAUCUCAUUGUGCCGCGUGCAUUGUGUGGAGUAGUAUAUGUUUGCGGGAAUAUUUAUGUUCUCGGAGGAAAAAAGAAUUGCCGCGAAAGAACUAGUAAAGUGGAGUGUUAUGACUUUGAGUUGAACGUGUGGAGGGUGUUAGGCUCUGUGCCUAAUUGUAUUGGUGGGAUACAGUGUUGUAGUGUGUUGCUGUGCAAAGAAAUGGUUGAUAAUUUGCCCAAGAUUUCCUGACUUUUACAGGGUUAGGCAAUCAAAUGUGGCGUAGCGGUAUUGCAUUCAACUCUCACCUCUGGGAUAUCGGGUUCGAUUCAUGGUUUCGCCUUCCCUUAGUUACGGUUGCUAUGUCCCACAAGCUCAACAUAUUAGCUAGAAUGGAUGUCAAAUGUGGCGUAGCGGUAUUGCGCUCGCCUCUCACCUCUGGGAUAUCGGGUGCGAUUUAUGGUUUCGACUCCCCUUAGUUACCGUUGCUAUGUCCCACAUGCUCAACAUAUUAGCUAGGAUAUCUCAGAAAUUAAAAAUCUGAUCGUGGAAAAUCGAAUAGUGUGAGGUGCGUCGGCGUUUCUAAUGAAACAGUAAUGUUAAAAAGGUAAACUAAACACUGUGAAAAGAUGAAAAAACUCACUGACGUCUCGGACGCUAGUCCUUCGUCGAAGUAAAAAGACUAGCGUCCGAAACGUCAGUAAGUUUUUUCAUCUUUUCACGGUGUAUAAUUUACCUUUUUAUCAUUACUGUUUCGAAGAAUUAUACGUUAACGAUACUAAUGACGUCAUUGUCGUCAUGGAUAAGCAUUGCAAUUUAAGAAAUUCAGAAAAAACCUAAUUUACUACAAUUAAUCUAAUAUGUGAAAUAAUAUAUUCUGAGAAAUUUGUAUCUAUUUUUAUGUAAAAGUUUAGUUUUCACUGCAAAAUAUAAUUUCAAAAAUAUC